Pocillopora verrucosa is the source of this 5598-nucleotide messenger RNA. RefSeq lists its product as uncharacterized. The record is from RefSeq and is a predicted model, not a curated record. NCBI's taxonomy places the organism in Eukaryota, Metazoa, Cnidaria, Anthozoa, Scleractinia, Pocilloporidae.
GUUGGAAUUUAAGGUAGAAUAUGGUGGAAACUCGAAUUUAUUAAGGUCUAAGUACUGAGACUUUCCAUGAAACAUACGGUUGCUCCCCAUAUAGUAAACACUAUCAAGUGAGUUUCUUGCACCGAUGGAGGGAUUCCCUUGGCGGAUUACCUUGUUCACUUUGUUCUUGGCUACCGGCGUUUUCUGUCGAUCAGGAAAUCAUAAACGUGAAGGAAAGACCAAACGAUAUCAAUUUCCCUUUCUCGCCGCAAACGAAAUUCCUCAGUCACAAUGGACUGGUUCGUUAUCACAAGAGCCGGUGGCACAACAGUCGCAACAGUCCUCGCUUCCAUUCUACGACAACCAAAUAAAUCAGUCUCCUGAAGGAAGCUUCACUGGGCAGCAGAAUCAGCUUAUGUCCUCACCUGCAGUGCCUAUUGCCACAAACGAAAUGUUUGACGAUGCUACAAACCGAGAUCAACUCACCUCCACAAGUCUGUCAUUUCUACAAAGUCAAUAUGAAACACACAACUCACCCUCUAACGCGAAUAAGGUGGAUUAUUUUGAACCCAACGAGAGCCAAGAAACACCACCUUAUUUGGAUUCAAAGCAAUUCGCAGACAAUGGACCAACAAGGGAAGACUUAAAAACAAUCCAACCCCUCCUCGAGAGUGAGAAUGACAUCGCUAAAGCGAUUAUCAAAGAUUCGUGGUCACAGGAUACAGCACUUUCAUCUCCGAGACAAGCUGUCAGCGAGGGUCUGGCAACUUCACACCAAAUGGCUAACGUCGACUUGAACAACAAACCGGUUCUAAAAGAAAACCCCUCCAAGCAGGUCACCCAUAAUAAUCUCAUUUCGGACGAACUAAUUCACAGUGCCUUAUAUCAAGAAAAGCCUUCCAAGCAUGUAAACCAUAGUGAUUUUGUUUCAGACCAGGUCCUACCACCUAGCUCGAAUAAACAAGACCCAUCGUUUUCUUCACAAGCAUCAUUUUCGUCGUCCGCAAAAACAGUUAAUAAAAUUCCCAGUGACGACUCAUCAAUAUUGAUCACAAACUCAACAAAACACCACGGACAAGAUUUAGUGACACCAUCGCUUAAAAUGAUGCCAUCCUUUGUGAAAAAUGAUUCCCUAGAGGCGAAUUCGUCUACUUCAGAUUCAAACAACGAAUGGUUUUCCAACGCCACAAUAGCUCAGGAAAAUACCACUGAGGCUUCUUCUAAGAACGACCAAUCAACAACGAAAGAAUAUACGGCAGCCGAUUAUUUACAAAGUCUUUAUCCAGAACUAUCGGUCUUCAAAGCACCGUUUGAAAUUGAUGAAAAGAAUCCAUCCGCGUCGAAGGCUUCGUUUCUUCAUCAAUCAGAGCAUUUGUCAUCAUUGUCAUCAUUGUCAUCUUUGCUUUCCAGGAAUCGAACAGUUCACGAUAACAACUCUCUGACUUCAAUUAAGCUGGGUACUAAAAAUAUGAUUGGGUCGAACAAACUCUCCCCAGAAAUGCAACGUAAAAUUCAAAAGGCCCUCCUUAUGUCUUUGUUGCAUUCAACUAAGUCCAGGGAGAGAUCCACGGUAAAACACGGUUCUCAUAUACGGGGGUACCUGUCUUCGGCAUCGGACAUGCUCUUGACAAGAUCGAGAAAGCUAUCAGGUAAGGAAGCACCAGGUUACAGGUAUCUAACAGAAGCUGGUGCCAAACUUCUGCCUGCGCAUAUUUUCUCACCACUUGGGAGUGAGUUUAAGGACUCACUAGGCUCCACUUCUCCUCCAUCUAAAUCAAGCCCCUUGCCACAGGUCCAAGCAAAUAGCAUACAACCGACAGAAGCAACCGCUGCUCCAAUUGAGCCAACCCAAAUGGGAAUAAUUCAGCCAAAAACUAAUGCUAAACUAGAACCUACCGGCCCUCCAGCCAUUGAACCAACGCAGGGUGGAAUGGUUCCUAGCCCACCGAAGGAUUCAGCCCAGAAAGAUACAAUUGGCGGAAGCAGAAUAUUAACUAAAAAUAGGGAAAAAGCAUCACUUUCGUCACACACAAAGAAGGUGAUAAAAUCGACGUUUGACAAAGUAGCAGCUACAAAGAACUCUGAAAAUCUAAAAAAACAGCCUGGAUUUAUUCCAUCUCUAGCUGUGCCAACCGGGGCUGUGCUGUCCAAACCGGCCAUUUUAACUAAGGAGAGAUUUCUACCCUCUGAAAGUGAUUAUGUGAAACUGAAGAACAACGUGUUUGAGAAAGAUAAUGAUGUAAAAAACAAUUGGGAAAGAAAAAAACCAAAGAUUAAUUCUACUAAACAAAGAUCAUCCUCACAUGAGAUGACAGCAGUUGAAAAGGGCCAGGCAGAAUCCUUAGUGUCUCCCUUGCAGGAGAAGGCAAGGCCAGAAAGUCAGAAUUACCUAGGGAACAGUAGAUUUCACGUCUCAAAAAAUCCUGUGUCAGACCUGUCACCAAAUCACCCCAGAGAACGAAGACAAGUACUACUCCCAUUGCCACUCCUCCAAGGGAAUGGAAAUCCACAACAAUUUGAGCAAUCGUUGUUUCCUGGACAACUUCCUGAUCCACCCUUUCUACCCACUUUGCCACAGCUGCAGCAACCAGUUCCACAAUAUUUACCAACGCAGUCUUUACCUGGUUUCUUACCACAGUUUGCCCCUGCUCCUCAAGCAAUGGAUCAACUUUCAUUGUUAGGACAACCAGACGCCCGUUCUCAAUUUCCUCUGCAACAAGCGUUCAAUGACCAAAUCCCUCAAAAUCUAUUUGCACCUCAGCAGCCAUUUCCAGACUCUGGAAUCUCCUUUCGUGCACCACCUCAACCCUCACUACAGCAACUCAGCAGCACUUUAGGUUUGACUCCCAUUCAACACAUCUUGCCUCAGCGGGUUUCUCAAACAAGAAGCGACUUCGCACCGAACGAGCCCAUGAACUCUUUUGGUCAAGACCUGUCACCCGUGACCGUCAAUGUUCCCAUGGCGGCGCCGCAAAAGAUUCCAAGUUUUUUGACCGCAAGUCAGGUGUACAAAGACUUUGAGGAUGUCAAUUCUAGGUCACAUCUGUCAGAUGAUAUUAUUAGAAGUCAAAGUGAUCCCGCUAGAAAUGAAUUUACUCCAGAGGAUGAUCAGUUGCCAGAAGAACCGAAGUACGACAAGUUCGCUUACGAAAAUGACAAGAAAAUGUGGGGAUUAGACAACGGCUACAACGAGGACGAGGAUAUUGAUGGUAUGGGUGCACACAGUAGGAAAGAACACCGAUUACAUCACACCUUAGAAUAUUCAGAUGGCAUUGACGAAUCGCAUCCCACUUCUAAACUGAGGUACGGCUCAGGAGGUAGAAGACAUUACCGUCCCAGACCUUUACAGAGCGAACAUUGGGUUGAUGAGGAUACUGCUGACCGACUGAAUGGAAAAGAAAUAAUUGGACAUAAUGAAGGAAUAGAUGAAGAGUUAAACGAUGUUGGAGCUCACCCUGCAGAUGAAACGACUGAAAAUGCUAUAAAAGAAGACUCGUACCAGACUCCCCAUCACAAACAUCACCAUUCCCUGAAGUACACUAGACCCAGUUCAGACGACGAAGAAGGUGACGAUGCCAUUGAAAACACCAAAACAACGGAAUCAGAAACAGGUGUACCAGUCAGCGAUACUGACACAGUUGAACCAGACACAGACUCGUCUGAAGAUGGCGAACAGGAUCACCAAUCUGAGGCAAACACCUCAAAUGACAAGACUGAAAGGAACGAGGAACUUCAGGAUGGUUUGGAAGAAUCUCCAAGUGAAGAAACUCCAAGUGUUUUCCCUUCAACUACCUCCUCAGUGUCCGCACCCAAGCCAACGCCAGGGCCACCUUCAUCAUCCAUUAGAGAAGAAAUAAUCAGGAAACUGGCUAGAAGUGCUGUUAUGCACUUGAAUUUUGACGGGAAGCCUGUCAAGCCUGACGAUAAGGUUGUACAUGAUCAGUCUGGGAAUACAAACGACGCUGAUCUUGCCAACGGAGCUGAAAUAUCAAACCGGACAAUGGGUUCGUGUGGUCGUGUUGCUGAUCUUAAACACGGUGAAGUAAUGUACAAAGCUAACCACUUCACCAGGAAACCGACCAAAGCAGCUUCCAUAGCCAUGUGGAUUAAGUCCCGAAAGCCUGGUCUCGUUCGAUGGUUUGAUGUCGACGACGGUAAGGAAAAGGACAGUGCCAAGAAAAUGGUGAAAGUUCCAAAGAAUCAGUGGAUUCACCUGGCAGGAACUUUUGACUCUAAGGAUGGAGUUGCAAGAGUUUAUGUAAAUGGUAAACUGAUUUCUGAAACAAUCGGCAAGAAAAAUAAAGGUCUGCCUGACGAUUUUACGGCCACGGGAAUAGGACAGAAAUUUGGGGAUAAGUUCAUCUCCUUUCUAGAUGAUGUUUUCAUGUUUGAUCGAGUUAUAACCCCAGCAGAAGUUAAAAUGCUCUAUAAAAAGUGCGAGUUUAAUCGAAUGGUCCUGCACUACGGAUUCCAAAAAGCGAACGUGUCUACUCACCAGGUAAUGGAUCAGUCAGGUCUGGAUAACAAUGCUACUCUGGAGGGAGGAGCACACAUCUUAAACAGUGGUUGUGACAAAUGCGGCGCAUGUUUAGACGCAUCCAACGAUAAAAUGCCAAGUGUGUACCUGGAUGGGAGAAACUUUCACCACAAACCUACUACGGCUAUUUCGAUUGCAUCCUGGAUCAGUUUGAACCGAACCAAGGGACGUCAUUCUAUAUUCCAGGCCGUGAGUAACAAAUACAACGACGAAUGGCACGACAUUUACAACUUGGAGGUAGUAAACGGAAAACUUCACUGGCGACACAAAACCUCAAACGGUGACGUAGCGUUUAACGUCAAAACUGACGAUGUCGCCAUACCUGAAGGGCUCUGGAGUCACGUGACUGCCACGUACAGUUCAGAAUCCGGUGACGCAAAGAUUUACGUGAACGGUUUGCUGAAAGGAACUUAUGGCAAUCCCCGAAAACCAAAGCUUUCCGAUUCUUGGGGUCGCAUUUUAAUAGGGGGUCAUCUACCUGAUGGCAAAAAUUUUGGUGGCCUCUUGGAUGAGAUUUUCAUAUACAACUGGGAACUGGAUCAGUCUGAAGUGCGCUUUGUGUUAAAAUACUGCGCUGAUAAACCAAAGCUUGUGUCCUUUACGGUGCGUGUGCCGCUGUUCAAAAGACAAAGAGUUCAGAGUGCUCCUACAGCCUUGCGAUAUUUAUAGUCACAGGAAAUUUGCAAAUAGAGGGCACGUGGUAAUAAUGUUGAAAACAUUUGGAAAUGGGUUUUGAGAAAGCCGCACGCUCUGCAGCUUUUCACAGGCUGACAAUUCGUUAUUGAUCGUUGAUAACUCGUUGCAAUUGCUAAAAUAAAAGUGAUAUUUGAGGUUCGACCAUGAAAGUUGACUCUGAAUCAAAGAUACAGAGUUAGUAUCGGAGGCUCUCAAUGGGUUCAACCCAUAGCCGUAAAACGGCCGAAAAGUUUAACCUUUAGGCGUAAAAAAUUGACAAAUUUUAAACGUAAGUCGUAAGAAAAGUUAACCGUAAAAAAUUUCUGGUGACAACAAUGGAAUGUUAUAAACCGUUAGUCAUAAAGCCAAAAUUUUAACCGUCAGCCGUGAAAGCCGUCACCCGAUUG